AAAUAAUUGCUAAUAUGUCUAGGCAUUUGCAGUUAUCGAAAAUAGUGCGGUAUUUAGACUACUCGAGAUUGUCAAUUCGAUUUCAAAAUUCUUCGAGACGAUAUCUUGUUCGAUCGUUUGCGAGCAUUAGAGUCGACGAGACCCUGCAGAAGACACCCAAGACGUUGAUCCUGAGGAAAGAGUUAACCAAAAAAGAAAUUGUUAUUGAGAAUGGAGACACUGGGGAUAAACGGCUGGUUAGAAGAUUUUUGCAGAUUUUCCUGGUUCUCAUACGCGUUGUUUUAAUCACGUCCAUCGCUUCUUUAUUGAUUACUCUGUAUUAUAUCAGCCCAAAAAUGUACUCUGCAUCAUUGCUCCGAGCGAUGGAAUUUUUGGGCUCCACCUUCGUGAAGCUUGGACAAUGGGCAUCGACAAGGCGGGAUUUAUUCUCCGAAGAUAUCUGCGAUGUCCUCUCACAUCUCCAAAGACAGAGCAGCACUCACUCCUGGAUGUACACCAAGUGUUUAAUGUCCGCGACAUUUGGUCCGGAGUGGGAAAAUUUGUUCAGAAGAAUUGAGAGAAAGCCCAUUGGUUCAGGAUGCUGUGCGCAGGUUUACAGAGCGUGGGUUAGGAGCGAAAAGAUGCAACUCUAUCGGGCCAGUGAUAAUUCCCAUUUACCGGGCUAUGUACACGUUUUAGAAUUAUUGGGAAUCGGCUUGGUCGUGGAUUUGAUCAAUUCAUAUUUUACAACAACCGAAGAAGUUCCUGAAAAGCUAGAAGUCGAGGAAUUGAUACCUGUUGUUAUAAAAGUUGUACAUCCUAGGGUGGAAAAUUACGUAGAGACUGAUCUAUUCAUGAUUGAGUUGUUUUCCGUUUUGAUAUCACAUUUGGUUCCUUCUCUUCGAUGGCUGGAUCUUCCUGGUUGCACCAAGGAGUUUGCAUCGAUGAUGCGGAAUCAAUUGGACAUGAAGCUAGAAGCCCACAAUCUCCAGCGGUUCUCCUCAAAUUUUUCCAAAAACCAUGCGGUUAUUUUUCCCACUCCCCUGAACAACUUAACAACCCGCAAUAUUCUCGUUGAGAGUUAUCACGAGGGUGAGCAUAUCUCGGGUUAUCUCAAAUCGUCGGAUCAUGCUGAGUUGAAGAAACAAUUAGUCAAGAUUGCCAUUCCCCUGGUUAUGAAAAUGGUGUUUGAGGAUAAUUUCUUCCACUGCGACCUACACCCUGGGAACAUUCUAGUGCAGGAGAGAUUUCAUCAGCAAAUCUUGCCAUUUUGCUCCAGCAGAGGACCACGUCUCGUGAUUCUGGAUUGCGGACUUGUUUCAUCUCUCAAUGAUCGAUGUUUGCAGAACCUACGGGAUGUUCUUCAUUCGAUUGUCACAGGCGACGGUGCCCUGGCGGGUGACUAUAUAAUGCGACACAGCAGCCACAUGACACCAGAUCCAAACGGCUUCAAGACAUCCAUCGAAAAUAUCAUGAAGAGACACAUGACGAAUAAAAUGGGUCUUAAAAAUGUCAACCUAACUGCAGUCAUGAAAGAAUUUUACUCAGCCUUGAUCCAUUACAAGGUUCAACAAGACAGUGCCUUCAUAAAUGUCGUACUGAGUGUUCUGUUGAUCGAGGGACUCGGCAGAAAUUUAGACGUUAAAGACGACAUACUCCAGGAUAUCAUUCCAUAUCUCCGUUGAGCCAAGAUGCUGAAGACUCUUCUCAGCAGGACAGUAGCUGUAUUUCGAGCUGGUUUUCAAGGGGCUAAAUAA
Molecule: messenger RNA, 1736 nt
Organism: Fopius arisanus
Lineage: Eukaryota; Metazoa; Arthropoda; Insecta; Hymenoptera; Braconidae
Exons: 10
Cellular component (GO): mitochondrion
Source: RefSeq, a predicted model, not a curated record